AUGAUGACAUUUUACUUUCUUCACACAAUUCAUCCGUCCUCUGCUCUGGGCUUCAAUCUCAUCAACAUAGGCCCACAAGACCAGAACGUGCACGUCAAAACCUACGCAGAUGCUUAUAUCUCCCUCCAGGGCAUCCAGGUCACAAACGACGAGCGGGGCAGCAACUUGCAGCAGAGGGCGGGUAAGGCCGUGUACACUCAUCUACUCCACCUCUGGGACAAGGCCUCGGGAAAUCUCACGAACUUCACCACCUACUUCGUGUUUGUAAUUGAUUCGACGAGUAGUUCAUUUUUUGCAGAUGGGCUUGCCUUCUUCUUGGCUCCCGAGGGUGCUAAUUUAACUGUUGGAGGUGCCAUGGGGCUUCCCAUUGAUCCUGACCCUAGGAACAUAACAGCCACAAGCUCUUUUUUUGCUGUGGAGUUUGAUACAUUUCAAAACAGUUGGGACCCCCAGGACAUCAAUCCUGUUACCCAUGGUGGUAUUAAUAUCAACUCUCUUACAUCUAAUGCUACUGCAGUUUGGUAUAAUGAUAUACCUCAUGGGAUAGAGAAUGAGGCUUGGAUCAAUUAUGAUUCUGGUUCCAAGAACUUGACUGUUAUCUUCACCGGUUCUAGAAAUAAUACUAGAGUUGAAGGAAGCCUCCAUUUACUAGUUGAUCUAAGUUACUUGCCAGAAUGGGUUGAGUUUGGUUUUUCAGCUUCAACAGGAACUGGUUUCGAGAAAAAUAAUGUCAAGUCAUGGCAGUUCAAUUCUAGCUUGCAAAUUGACGAAAAUCCAGGAUCUCCUCCACCUUCAUUGCCCGGAAAGAAGAGACGGAAGAAGAAUAAAUGGGCUCUUGCAGUGGGGUUGACUGGUGGAUUGUGUUCUUCGGUGGGUGUGAUCGGAUUUGGCUUGUGGAAGAAGAGAAGAGGAAAAGAAGAGCUAUAUGGGAGAAGGAAGGUUCUCGAAGCUGUGGACCUGAGGCUCUGUGAGCAGUUUGAGGAGCAAGAAAUGGAGCAAUUGAUGGUUGUUGGGCUCUGGUGUGCUCACCCAGACCACAAUCUGAGGCCCUCAAUCAGGCAGGCAAUUCAGGUGCUUAAUUUUGAGGCUCCACUACCCAAUUGCCAAUAA
This is a messenger RNA of Thlaspi arvense, 1110 nucleotides long. NCBI's taxonomy places the organism in Eukaryota, Viridiplantae, Streptophyta, Magnoliopsida, Brassicales, Brassicaceae. The record is from the annotation of a GenBank genome assembly.